AUGGUUUUUGCAGCAACCAACUCCGGCAACACAAGAAGCAACCUUGGCUGCACUGAAUGUGGCAAAACGGGUCACACCCGUGAUCGAUGUUGGAGGAUUAUUGGGUACCCACCUGGUCGCGAUCAACGUUCCAAGCCGCGCCCUUCACUUGUCGGCAAGCCACCGCCAGGAUUAACUCCAAUAGCAAAUCAGGCCUCUCUCUCCUCAAACCCAUCGCCGGUACCAGGAUUAACACCGAAACUCUACCAAAAAAUUGCUGGACUUGCUCACCCCGACACCCACUCCUUCCAAUCUCGUCGGUAA
Messenger RNA from Fraxinus pennsylvanica, 303 nucleotides. Lineage: Eukaryota; Viridiplantae; Streptophyta; Magnoliopsida; Lamiales; Oleaceae. The record is from the annotation of a GenBank genome assembly.